This is a messenger RNA of Ilyonectria robusta, 369 nucleotides long. RefSeq lists its product as uncharacterized. The coding region runs from base 1 to 369 and encodes 122 amino acids. The transcript has 2 exons. The record is from RefSeq and is a predicted model, not a curated record. NCBI's taxonomy places the organism in Eukaryota, Fungi, Ascomycota, Sordariomycetes, Hypocreales, Nectriaceae.
AUGGAGCGACGAAACGUCUUUAUCUUUGAUCCUGGCACGUCAGAUCCCGCCACGCUGUCCGUGAAACCACCUUUGGAGCAUUUGGCGGUUGUGACGGGACCUCCUCAUGACUUAAACUCCGCACAGCUGCCCUCAAAUUCGCAGAGUAAGCUUGCUCCGGCUGGUAUGCUACCUAAGCAUCGGACCUGGAGCGGCGGAGUCCUGUUUACAUUGCCUGAGGGUUCCAUGAUUCAGCAGUUGACACGCGAGCGAGACGAUUACCAAAGUGAACGCAACCGGUAUAGGCAGAUUUUAAAAGAGGCUGGGGUCGCCGAUAAAUCACCGCCAACUAUAGCGAGCACAAGGAGGAGUACAAACGACAUAGGAUAG